CUCCAUCGCCAAUAUUUUAACCUAAGAAAUCCAUGUCCUAGCAGUUAUUCUGUACGUUUCACUAACUCUACCUCUCUUCACGUCAGCAUUUAGUCACAUUCUUAUUGGUGCACCACAAUUGAUGGAGUACAUAUUGAAACAUAUUAAUAUUUCUCUGCUCAGUAAUCCGUUUUAUUUUGGACUCUUCUCUCCAUAAAACCCUGAGAGGGAAAAAGGUUAAACUUAAACCCUAUAAGACCUGAGAAACACCGCGUCACUGAGUUAGAACGGCUACACGACUUGCUCCGAGUUUCUUUCAAUGGCCAAUAUGGACAGUUCUCGAGCCUUUGUUAAAGACGUUAAGCGUCUCGUCAUCAAGGUUGGAACUGCUGUUGUUACUCGAAAUGACGGACGAUUAGCACUUGGAAGAUUAGGAGCACUAUGUGAGCAGAUUAAAGAAUUGAACUCUCAAGGAUAUGAGAUUAUUUUGGUGACAUCAGGUGCUGUUGGCCUUGGUCGCCAAAGGCUAAGAUACAGGAGGCUAGUCAACAGCAGCUUUGCCGAUCUUCAGAAACCCCAAGUAGAACUUGAUGGAAAGGCAUGUGCAGCCGUUGGACAAAAUAGUCUAAUGGCCCUGUAUGAUUCAUUGUUUAAUGAGCUGGAUAUUUCUUCUGCUCAACUUCUUGUAACAGACAGUGAUUUUAGAGAUAAAGAUUUUAGGAAGCAACUAAAUGAAACGGUGAAGUCUUUAUUAUCGCUGAAAGUUAUUCCAAUAUUUAAUGAAAAUGAUGCCGUCAGUACCAGGAAAGCUCCAUAUGAGGAUUCUUCUGGUAUAUUUUGGGAUAAUGACAGUUUAGCAGCUUUACUGGCAUUGGAGCUAAAAGCUGAUCUGCUUGUUUUGUUGAGUGAUGUAGAGGGUCUUUACAGUGGCCCUCCAAGUGAUUCAAAAUCAAAGCUAAUCCACACAUAUGUUAAGGAAAAGCAUCAGACUGAGAUUACCUUUGGAGACAAGUCGAGGGUGGGUAGAGGGGGUAUGACUGCAAAAGUAAAAGCUGCUGUCAAUGCAGCUUAUGCUGGCAUUCCUGUUGUUAUCACCAGUGGAUUUGCUGCUGAGAACAUAAUAAAAGUCCUCCAAGGACAACGAAUUGGUACUCUCUUUCAUCAAGAUGCACAUUUGUGGGAACCGACUAAAGAAGUUGGUUCCCGUGAAAUGGCAGUUGCAGCAAGAGAAAGUUCCAGACGACUUCAGGCAUUGUCUUCACAAGAGCGGAAAAAGAUUUUACUAGACAUAGCUGAUGCUCUUGAAGCAAAUGAAAAAUUGAUCACUAUUGAGAAUGAAGCUGAUGUUGCUGCUGCACAAGAGGCUGGAUAUGAGAAAUCCUUGAUAUCUCGGCUAGUAUUGAAGCCUGGGAAGAUUUCGAACCUUGCAAAGUCAAUUCGUGUGCUUGCUAACAUGGAAGACCCAAUUGGCCGUGUUUUGAAGAAAACACAGGUUGCAGAUGGACUUAUUUUGGAGAAAACAUCAAGUCCUUUGGGUGUUCUUUUGAUUGUUUUUGAAUCUCGACCUGAAGCACUUGUACAGAUAACCUCAUUAGCUAUCCGAAGUGGGAAUGGGCUACUCUUGAAAGGGGGAAAGGAGGCCAAGCGGUCAAAUGCUAUUUUGCAUAAGGUAAUAACCGAAGCCAUUCCAGACACUGUUGGGAGCAAAGUUAUUGGACUUGUGACUUCAAGAGAUGAGAUUCCUGACCUUUUGAAGCUUGAUGAUGUGAUUGAUCUUGUGAUCCCAAGAGGCAGCAACAAACUUGUUUCUCAAAUCAAGAGUUCAACUAAAAUUCCUGUUCUUGGUCAUGCAGAUGGAAUUUGCCAUGUAUAUGUUGAUAAGUUUGCUGAUAUUGAAAUGGCAAAGCAGAUUGUUUUGGAUGCAAAAAUAGAUUAUCCUGCUGCUUGUAAUGCAAUGGAGACUCUUCUUGUACACAAGGACUUAGUGCAGAGCGGUGCACUGAAUGAGCUAAUCGUUGAUCUUCGUAUAGAAGGUGUUAUGUUAUAUGGCGGACCGAGGGCAAGUUCCUUGUUGAAAAUCCCACAGGCACGCUCAUUUCAUCAUGAAUACAAUUCAUUGGCCUGCACUGUUGAAAUAGUGGAUGACGUCGGUGCAGCCAUCCAUCAUAUCCAUCAUAAUGGAAGUGCACACACGGAUUGUAUCAUCACAGAAGACCAAGAAAUUGCAGAAAUCUUCCUGAAUCAAGUUGACAGUGCUGCUGUUUUCCACAAUGCAAGCACAAGAUUCUGCGACGGGGCUCGAUUUGGGCUAGGAGCAGAGGUUGGGAUAAGUACAAGUAGGAUUCAUGCUCGGGGUCCUGUCGGUGUUGAAGGAUUGUUAACAACAAGAUGGAUUCUCAAAGGAAGUGGGCAGGUGGUGGAUGGUGAUAAAGGGGUCAUUUACACCCACAAAGACAUACCUGUUGACUCUUAAAAAUGGAUCAGAAAAAGCCUAAAAUGCAGAGGGAAAGUGCGUGAAGCUGCUUUGAUAGGAUUCAACUUUCUUCUUUUUCCUCUCUGUCUUAUCCUUUAGUUUCAAGGGGCAGGAUUGGUCAUUGCGUCAUUAUUAUACUAUUAUUAUUCUUUUAUUAUUAUUAUUAUGAAAUUCUUGCUAUGGUUAAUUCUUAUGUUUUUAAUUUAGGAAUAAGUAAAAUUUUUUUUCAAGUGUGAUAACUAGAAAUUAGGAGUAAUUUGUUUGGGGAGACUUGAAAGAAGAAAAGAAUGUUAGUGUGUUAUUUGUGAGUUUUUUCAGGAAUUGUGUUAAAGUACUAAUAAUCCCAUCCAAUUAUUUUCUUUUACUAUAUUUUGGGAAUUUCCCAGGAUUUUAGACUAAGAAUAUAAGAUCCAUAAAUUAAUAAAUUUUAGAUUUAGCAAUAUA
Durio zibethinus is the source of this 2896-nucleotide messenger RNA. RefSeq names its product delta-1-pyrroline-5-carboxylate synthase-like. Gene Ontology annotation, cellular component: cytoplasm. Gene Ontology annotation, molecular function: glutamate-5-semialdehyde dehydrogenase (NADP+) activity; glutamate 5-kinase activity; ATP binding. The record is from RefSeq and is a predicted model, not a curated record. Lineage: Eukaryota; Viridiplantae; Streptophyta; Magnoliopsida; Malvales; Malvaceae.